Messenger RNA from Microthlaspi erraticum, 447 nucleotides. The record is from the annotation of a GenBank genome assembly. NCBI's taxonomy places the organism in Eukaryota, Viridiplantae, Streptophyta, Magnoliopsida, Brassicales, Brassicaceae.
AUGGAUUCGGCGUUUAUGGAUAAAGCUUGGGACAAAUGGGUUUCGACGGGUAACGUCGGAUCUUCAGGAAAUCCAUUGAAAGCUGCUGUUUUGAUUAACUAUGACCCUACAGGACCUUCUCGUCUCUUAUCAACAAUAGCUGAACAAGAAGGUAUAGAUCUGUAUCCAGUUGAGCUAAAGCAAUUCAUCGAUUUCAUGAGAAGAGGCAAUCUUCCUACAGAGACCUUUGUUCUUGGAUCCAACCAAUACAUAGUAACAUCACUUCACGAGAAUUGGUUCGCUGCUCGGUGCUUAAACACAACACAGCCUGCUGGUGAAGGAGCUGUCGUUAUCCAGACCGCGGCUCACAUAUUGGUUGCUCUGUACGAUGGAUCAAUUGGUUCAGCUUCUCAAGCUAUGGCUUCAGCUGAUCACUUUGUAUCGUUUCUGAGUCGGAAAAACUUCUAG